AUGGUCUGUUUCAGCAUAGUCCUUAAUUUUGUUGAUGCUUGCAUUGCAAGCUCGCCCAGCCGUCUGACAAGGCCUCGAUCGCCACACUCGUUGAACCGCGGCACGUCCUGCCCUCCUCAAGGGUCCCUGGCGUGCCGCAUAGGGUCCCCAGCGGAUGCCUCUCCCUUCCAGUCGGCCAGCGCUAGGCCCGACGUUCGCAGCACGGCCUGGCAAGCACGUGGAGAAGGCGGCGAGUCGACUCCCAAAGCGCAAGAAAUUCGCUCGCCGGUUCCGAAGCGAAGGUGCAUGGAAGGCUCCAAAGCUGCGUCUGCAAGCCCGCGCAACAUGCGUCUGGGGCGCGGGAGUGGCGGAGGAAGCGCAGGAGGUGCGCUGCAGCCGCGGAACGAAUUGCCGAAGUAUGUCGCGGUCGCUGGCAAGAGAGUCCCCGUGCCCUUGCUGCUGCGCAUUGCCGGGCUGUUGCCUGUGGCCUCUCUGCCGGCCUUGAGGAGGACCUCGGCUGGCUUCUAUCGUGCCAUCCAUGCGAGGCUUUCAGAGGACCCUGCACAAGUCACGGCGCUGGCUGCCCACUUGGAAACCAAGCGCCUGAAGAGCAAGCGUGUCUGGGUUUUGGUGAGAGCCCGUCCAAUCUCAGACGGCAUCAGCUGCAUUGUGAUCGACAGGAACAAGGUGAACGUGAGCAACACCAACGGUGCCCCGACCUCCUUCUUCUUUGAUCAGGCGUUCGAUGCCGCUGCUACCCAGGAGCAGGUGUGCGACUACGUCAGUGAGCAGGUGCUGCCACAUGCCAUCAACGGUGAGCACAUCUGCAUUUUGGCAUACGGCCAAACUGGCAGUGGUAAGACAUAUACCAUGUUUGGUGAUUUUGCCCCUGGGCCGUCUCCGCGGGACAGCGCAUCGGCCAACCAAAAUCAGGGCGUGGCGUUUCGCGCCAUGAGCCGUCUUGCAGAGAUGAUGCGGUCCAAGGGCCUCGAUGCGUCAAAUGCGCCAACAGUGGAGCUCAGCUUCUUGGAGGUGUACAACGACAACCUGUAUGACCUGCUUGAUGGCUCACGCCAGUUACCGCGCUUGCGCUCCAGUGAGAAGCACGUGGUGCCACAGGGCCUGACCCGAAGGCGGUGUGAGCUGAACGAGAUGGAGCAGCAGGUUCACAGCUGGUUGCGGGAGGGCGCCGCGACUCGCAUGGUCGGCAAGACCGUCUUUAACCCUCGCUCCAGUCGAAGCCAUGCAGUAGUUAUGCUCCAUUUGUGCUGGUCUCAGCAGACCUCUUCCUCUCGGCUGCGCCACCUUCCCGGCUCCACGACGCGUGAGACGCGUGUGUAUCUCGUGGACUUGGCAGGGAGUGAGAGGGCGGGGCUGCAUGCCCUUGGUCCGGAGCAGCUGAAGGAGGGAGAGCACAUCAACCUCAGCCUGUCUGCCCUGGGCCGCGUGGUUGGAGCUUUGGCGAGUGGCAAGUGUGAGCAUGUGCCGUACCGGGACUCAGCUCUGACAUGGCUCCUCAAGGACGCAAUCACGGGAAGCAGUGCUCGGGUGUGCAUGGUUGCCGCAGUGCAUCCUUCACAUCCUGUGGAGACAGCCAGCACCUUGCGCUAUGCCCGCCAGUAUUCGGCGUUGCAAAACACCACGGGCAGCCACGCCUCGCAGCUGUCUUCGCAGGUCCGCGACCUGCAGCGUCGCGUUGACUCGCUCCGGCAUGCUUUUGAGAAGGCUCUCGCCGGUGACGAGCACAGCAUCGCGUGGACGCGUGAGUCCCUGCAAGGCUCCGUGCAUUGUCAGCCCAAGGCGAAUGCACGGCAGUGGCUUGAAUCGCAUCCAACACUCUCAUGGACGACGGCGCACCAGAGUAAGGCCGCCGUCCGCGGGCAGCGCCGUGAUCGCAGCGGCAUAGGUUACAUCACGAAGAUCGAGGAAGUCGUAGGGGGCGACGAGGCUCUCGCAAGAGUUUGCGAGGUGACCUUUGAAGGUCGUCACGGGAGGCUUCCAGUGGUGCUAUGGUACCCCGAAGUGGCGCUGGAGAUGGUCAAGCCACCUUCGUCGCUGCUUGAGGCCAUGCAGAAGUUGGAUACUGCAGAGGCCGAGCUCAACAGGCUCCGGGGAGAGUUGCAGGCCGCUCGAAAAGAUGAGGCCAUGCGACAGCAGGAAUGGAUGGCGACCGCACAAGGGAAACUUCCUCGGCCGCCGCCGAUGCGCGACACGUGUGCCGCGGAGGAAAGGAAAAGGAUCCUGCAAGGGUGGGCACCUCGAAUCGGACCCAGCCAUGUCAGUCGAGCAUCGCAAUCAGUUUACUGUAGCAAAGCAUGGAUUCGCCGACUCGCACAGUCUCUUCUUCUCGCUUGUGUAAGGCUCUCCGUUGCUGCACGCACGUGCAAGCACUGCCUGACAUACGGAAACCCACAGCACGUUGCUGCAUCAUCAGCGAACAAGAGGUUUUGGAUGGUUUGGACAGAGAGAGCGAGCCUGUCUGAUAGCUGCCUGAUCACGAAGGCUAGCUCUGCGGAGCUUGAGGCGAGCAUGUUUUAG
Messenger RNA from Symbiodinium necroappetens, 2517 nucleotides. Lineage: Eukaryota; Dinophyceae; Suessiales; Symbiodiniaceae. The record is from the annotation of a GenBank genome assembly.